CUGCGGAAAGAUGAGGAGCAGGCAGCUGCCCUGAGCAUAGUGAGAAGGCCGUUGGUGGUGCCCUCGGCUGGCCAGGACCCCGUGCUGAGCAUGAAUCACCCCUUCUACGACGUGGCCAGGCACGGCAUCCUGCAGGUGGCAGGAGAGGACCGCUUUGGAAGACGAGUCAUCACCUUCAGCUGCUGCCGGAUGCCCCCCUCCCACGAGCUCAACCACAGGCGUCUGCUGGAGUAUUUGAAGCACAUGCUGGACCAGUACGUGGAGAGUGAUUACACCGUUGUCUACUUCCACCACGGGCUGAACAGCCGGAACAAGCCGUCCCUGGGCUGGCUGCAGAGCACCUACAAGGAGUUUGACAGGAGGUACAAAAAGAAUUUGAAGGCUCUGUACAUUGUGCACCCCACCAACUUCAUCAAGGUCCUGUGGACCAUCUUCAAACCCCUCAUCAGUCAUAAGUUUGGGAAAAAAGUCAUCUAUUUCAACUACUUGAGUGAGCUCCGCGAACACCUCAAGUACGACCAGCUGAUCGUCCCCCCGGAGGUUCUGCGGUAUGAUGAGAAGCUCCAGAAGCUGCACAAGGGCAGGUCGCCCUCUCCCGCCAAGACACCGCCACCACGGCCCCCUCUGCCUACCCAGCAGUUUGGUGUCAGUCUGCAGUACCUCAAGGACAAAAACCAAGGUGAGCUCAUCCCGCCUGUGCUGAAGUUCACAGUGACCUACCUGAGAGAGAAAGGACUCCGCACUGAGGGCCUGUUCCGGAGAUCGGCCAGUGUCCACACCAUCCGCGAGAUUCAGCGGCUGUACAAUCAAGGGAGGCCCGUGAACUUUGAUGACUAUGGCGACUUCCACAUCCCUGCUGUGAUCCUGAAGACCUUCCUGCGAGAGCUGCCCCAACCACUGCUGACCUUCAGGGCCUACGAGCAGAUUCUCGGGAUCACCAUCUGUCCUCAGAGCUGUCCCCCCUGCGCCCACGCCGUCCCCUCGGGGAAGACCGCGGAAGAACCCUGUGCCGUUGUAGGUGUGGAGAGCAGCCUGCGGGUGACCCGCUGCCGCCAGAUCCUGCAGAGCCUUCCAGAACACAACUACGCUGUCCUUAGCUACCUCAUGGGCUUCCUUCAUGAGGUGUCCCGGGAGAGCAUUUUUAACAAAAUGAACAGCUCCAACCUGGCGUGCGUCUUUGGGCUGAAUUUAAUCUGGCCAUCCCAGGGGGCGUCCUCCCUGAGCGCCCUCGUGCCUCUGAACUUGUUCACCGAACUGCUGAUCGAGUACUACGAGAAGGUCUUCAGCACCCCGGAGGCCCGCGGGGAGCUCAGCACUGGCGUCCCUGAGGCAGCCCUCCAGCUCUGACCCCGCCACAGCCCGGCACGGAGAGCUGAGACCCGGCCACAGCCUCUGGACAAGCUGCCUGCUGUCUGCACCCCUGCCCCCGGGAGGGGGUCUGUGCUCCCACAGUUCAGCACAAGCCCAGAAAAGCCUCAGAGUUCUGUUGCCAGGAAAAAAAAAAAAAAAAAAAACAACCUGAAAUAAAAAUGAUGGGUCCCUUAAGAGCGCAGCGCUGUGAGCAGCAGAAUUAACAACGACUUUAAAUCAAAUCUCGUGCAUUAUGCAGAAGGGUUUGCGGUGUGACGCACGGCUGUGAAAUGUAUGCCUCAAAUUUCCUGACUCCGAGAGGUGGCCCCAAGACGUUUUCCUGUGGCUGCUUUGAUAACCGUCUCCCUUUCACGAGCGGUAAUUGUGGAAUCCCAGCUUCAGCACAGCGUGGCCUUGUCACCCUCCCUUGUAUCAAAGCACCAUUUCCCUAUCAUUUCCACAGCAAAGGAGAGCGAUUACAGUGCUACUGUGUGGCAAGCACGCGCGGUGCAUUUCAGCGUCAAACAAUGAAAUGUGAUGUGGAAAUGAGGACUCCAGGGUGUCUCUGUUGACAGGAUGUGUGGAAUAAAUUGUUCAAACAUUCA
Molecule: messenger RNA, 1955 nt
Organism: Leptonychotes weddellii (Weddell seal)
Lineage: Eukaryota; Metazoa; Chordata; Mammalia; Carnivora; Phocidae
Source: RefSeq, a predicted model, not a curated record